ACUAAACGGCGCGCUGCAGUCGCCAUGCACCGAUCGGCCCGAUCCUAAUAAGUGGGAGCAACUGUUUCACAUUAUACCUUCGGUGUAAACACUGGUGUUACUACAGUACGAUAGUAAAGUUGUAGGUUGUAGCGGAGAUGUGCGGACGUGAGUUGUUCGAUGCUAUAUCGCCAGAAUCAAUAAAUCGAUCAAUAUCCCGUGAUUAUAGAUUACGACGCUCAUGCGUUACAAGUGACAUUCGCCAGAAAUACAGUUACUGGAAGGAGCAUUGGUUACAGAGAAACGAAGUGACACGUCGCAAGGUUCUGCUGAUACGGCGGAUAAAUCGAGCGUGUACAAGUAGACCUUAUAUACAUGCACGCAACACAGAAGAACAGACGGUAUCUAAUCUCGAGGAUAAAGCAUCUUUUCCUGUGUUUUCGGUGAUAUAACCAGGAGUAUAUAUAUUAUUAAUACAAAGUGACUCUUUUUAUUGCUGGCUCUGAGACUGUGCAGUGUGCGCGCAAUUCGUUCUACCCGCACAGAUCGACGAUUUUUUUUCCCUCGCGCACUCGAUCAUCCGCGACUGCUGCUACUUGGCCUUUUUAUCCUUCUACGUGGGAGUCUGGAGAUAAUCGGAGUUUAUAAAGGACUGAUUGCACAUUAUUAAGCAAAAUAAAUAAACAAUGACUGAGGUCGAGUUUUGUAAUGCCAAUAUUAGUCAUUCUUUUGCUUUACCAACAAUGAGAAAUAAUAGUCUCAUCACUCAUUUCCUACCACCUCAGGAUGUUCAUAUAAAAGAUGGAAAUGGCAAUAGUCCACUGCACUUUGCAGUAGCAUCCAAUGAUAUUGAUAUCAUUCAGUUGCUUCUAAAUACUGGAGCUAUGGUUAAUGACUCUAGAAUGGAUGGCUUGACUCCGCUACACAUUGCCAUUGAAUCUGGCAAGGAAGAAAAUGUCAAAUUACUUUUGAACCAUAAUGCAAGAUUGGAUAUUAAGGACUUGUUUGGCAAAACUCCCUUACACCACUUAGCUGCUUGUAUUAACUAUUACAAUGAAGAAGUGAUGCUCAGUAUAGCAAGAUUAAUUCUGCAGUAUGGAAUUGAUGUUAAGACUACACUCAAUGAAUGCACUGAUUCUGGCGAAACUGCACUACACUAUGCCAUUAUAAAUGGUAGCACAGAGCUCAUUAAAUUAGUUCUACAGUACGGAGCAAAUGUCAAUGCUAAAAACAGAGAUGGGAAAAGCCCUCUAUAUUUUGCGAUUGAAUUCAACAAUUUAAGCAUUGCCAAAUUAUUAUUGAGAAAUGGAGCAAGGGUCAAUGAUAAAAUGAAUCACGGUUUGACAGCACUGCAUGAAGCAAUAACAAGGAGGGCCGAGAAGAGCGUUCGGCUGCUUCUCAAUUACAAGGCAGAGGUAAAUGCAAAGGAUAUCUAUGGUAAAACACCUCUUCAUCUGGCAGCUCGACUGAAUUACCUGGAUGAAAGAACUAUGGACAAAAUAGUGAAACUCCUUUUAGAUAAAGGGGCCGAUGUGAACGAUUACACGAAUUUAGGAGAAACUGCUUUUCACUGUGCUGUUGUCAAUGGUAAUGAAAAAUUGGUCAGAUUAUUUUUGGAGUACGGAGCGGACGUGAACAUGAAAAAUUACGACGGCAAGAGUCCUCUACAUUUCGCAAUACAAUACAGCAACAAAAAUAUUGUGAAACUACUGUUGGACAGAGGAGCCAACAUUGACGAGAGAACAAAUGACGGUAAAUUAGCUCUCCACGUUGCGGUAGCCGUAGAAGAUGAGAACAUGAUGAAAAUUCUGUUAGAGUACAACGCCGACGUCAACGCUAUCGACAAAAGCGGCAAAACCCCGCUAUCUCUGGCCUUCGAAGUAGCCCACAUGAGAAGCAUAUACAACCCUUGGAAUGGUUUCUGUCCCAUGCACACGGAAAUCGGAUGCGACGACAACAUGUUCGAAUUGCUAGUCAAACACAUAGCGAAGCUGAAUUUCGUCUGCGAAGAAAAUCAGAAAAUGAUCGUCAACAGCGAAAAGCUGAACCUCUUCUACAGAGACUGCCAAGCCGAGCUAACGAAGAUGAAGGAGAACAAGGUCUGUGACAACAUAUCGAUGUAUAAAGUAUUGACGAAGAGCAUGAAUACAGUCGUGGGAUACACGAGAAACGAGAAUUUAUCGAAGAUCUUGGAAUUGGAUUUUUAUGCCAACGAGUUUCCCAUUUAUUACCAGAUGCUAAGGGAACGAUUCUACAAGGCAGAGAGCAGAAAACAACUGUUGGAAUCUUCGAUGGCGACGUUUCGCUCUCUUGUCAAACCUUUUUCUCUCCCGGACCUCGUGACGAACGAGAUCCUGAGCUAUUUGACGAUAGAAGAUUUAGUAAGCUUGAAAAUAACGUGACGAUAUACUCGCAGAGUAUUUAUAGAAACUUGUAUACUCGAGACCGCAUGUGAUACAUUUUAUAUAUACCAAAACCAUGAUCAUUGAUUGACUGUUGUGAACGUUGUUAAUAAUAUUUAUUAUUCCAAGUAAUUUAUACGUUAUCUUGAUAUUAUUAUCAAUUUUUUUUUAUAUAUUAUAAAAAGUAAAUGUUUAAUACAAAUAGAAAAAUAUUGCUUAUCCGUUAUUGUAAUUUUUGGUGCAUCAUUUUGUAUUUUAAGUACUUAUGCAUAUCCGUGACUUUCUAAAAACGUGAAUAACUCGUUAUGCUCUAUAUUUAUACCGUGACAUCAAACAUCAAAUAGUGACACGUCACGACUAGGAUUGAAUAAUUUAAAUCGUAUUUACUAA
Molecule: messenger RNA, 2771 nt
Organism: Nasonia vitripennis (jewel wasp)
Lineage: Eukaryota; Metazoa; Arthropoda; Insecta; Hymenoptera; Pteromalidae
Product: putative ankyrin repeat protein RF_0381
Exons: 3
Coding region: 666-2381 (571 amino acids)
Biological process (GO): protein localization to ciliary inversin compartment
Cellular component (GO): ciliary inversin compartment
Molecular function (GO): protein binding
Source: RefSeq, a predicted model, not a curated record